AUGGAAUUUUCGUCAUCCAGCGAUAAGAAUGUUCAAAAUUCGAAUGAAUCAACUCUUAUCGAUUAUUUCGUUGUCGCUGGAUAUGAUCACAAUUUAGGUCUUCAAGUGGAUACAACAAAUGAUGGAGGAGUGGAAGAUCUUUCACGACCACCACUUCACCGAUCCUUUAUCGCUUCGAUAAUUGCAUAUUAUCCUCAGAGAAGAGCUGCUUUUCUAUUCCCACAAGAAAUUGUUUCGUUAUGUAUGCCAAAAGGUUUGCAAUUUUUUCUUCGGAAUAAUGUACCCAGUCCAUCGGUACAUACGUUCGCGAAUAUUCGAGAGGAUGGCUCGCGACUCGAUGGGUCGGCUCUUAUUUAUUACGAGGAAGUACGUGAUGUCGCACUGCGUGAGAAGAUGAGUCAGUUACACAUGGAACAUGUGCGUGCCUUAACGGAAAAGGGCACCGAGCGUGUGCACUUUCCUCCUGGUACUAUUUCUGGUGGCACUCAUACUCUUCCAAGAGGAAACAAAAAAGAUCGUGCUAAAAGAAUUUCAUAUUAUGAUGCAGGUGGAAAUUCUCAACUUUACAUGUCGAAAUGUAUUUGUUUGGUGAAUAGAAUUCCUAUAGUUUCUGCUGCUGAACAUAUUCUUAUGGCGAUUCAUUCCAUCUUUACAUCAAAUGUGCAACCUCCACCAUUGCCUUUAGAAAGCUAUAUUUAUUGGAUAUUAAAUGAAGUACCUUUACCUGCGAGAGGCAGUACACUGAAAGUUUGUCUUAAUGAAGUAGAUAUUGUAAUUCAGAGACCAGGUCCAUUAGAAUUACCAUUUUUCGAUCAUUAUUUGUCCAGCCUUUUCGAUCUUCUCACUGUCGAUAAGUUUCUUCGCCUUUUCACAUGUUUUCUUCUUGAACAUCAGAUUCUUCUUUGUUCAAAAAGUUUUUCACGGUUGAUGUUGGUUGCAGAAAGUUUAUGCGCAUUAGCAUUUCCAUUUCGUUGGCAGCUUACCUAUGUUCCAAUAUUGCCGUAUUCUCAGCUGAAAUUCAUGGAAGCGCCUGUUCCUUUUAUCAUGGGUGUCUGUUAUGAGGAUAUUAUUUCUGACCAAUUGUUCCAGUGCAAUAUGUGCGUUUUGGAUAUCGAUACGGGCGAUUUAAAUAUGCCUGAGGAUGUGCCUUUAUUGCCUGACAGGAGUGAGUUUGCUCGUGAGGUCGCGAAUGUGCUUGUCCGAUUUGAAGAACGGAUUUUUGAAGACGAUGUAAUUAAAAAAAGAACCACGAAAACUUGCUUAGUCAAAAAAAAAGAUGAUUGGACGAAUAAACGGAUGUCUCGAUCUUUCGACGAAGAAUUUUCGUCGGUGCUGUCUCAGAUUGACAGUGCAACAGUGCCAUUAUCCAGAAAUAAUCUUAGCCCAUUACCUCUUGAUGAUGUUCUCAAACAAAGCGAAGUUUUCGCGAGGGUAGCUGCUAUUGCUCGACGUGCCGGAGUCAGUGUUCAAAUGGACAGUAUCGAGAAAGAACUUCUGUCUAGUGAUAACUAUUCAAAUUCGCCAAUCUGUAAAAAAUAUUUCAAGGAAAUGAAAAUUAAUAACGCAAUAAGGGAAGUAUUUUUAAAUCGUUUCGCAUGGCUUCUCUAUUCAUAUGAACAUUUUGUGAUUAGUGGUGGCUACUCGAAUUGCGAAGCUUAUUAUUCGAAUCGUGAUUCUGUUGCCAAUUUUGAUAAAGCAGCUUUUUUGUCUGAUCAGCCUGAUAGCAAUUUGGCUUUUCUAGCUGCUUUUCUGGAAACCCAAAUGUUCACUUCAUUCAUUGAUCUAAAAAUAAUUUCUCAAUGGGAGACACCAGAUGAAAACCUACAAAUGUUUGACGCGCGAAUUCAAGCGUUACGCGAAAAUCAUGGUCUUCAAAUGGUUCGCACUCCUACAUACGAAAAAGCUUUACCUUUUAUCAUAUCAGAAGCCCUAGAUUAUAUUGUUCCUUUGCCACAUGUCUUACCUGGUGCUUCUGUUCAAUUAUAUGAUGGUACAUUCCCAGAACUUAAUGCAUCUUUAUUAGAAGGAUUGGAAAUGCAAAGUCCUCUUCCAUCUCCAUGGAAACAGCGUCAUCGAAGACUUCGUCCAAAAAACUUAGACAAGGUAAAUAAUUUAAUACUCGAUUCUCCUGCCGUUAAUCGCUCGAGCACUUAUAUUACUGACACACCUCUCCAAAUCGCUCAACAAAAUUUGAAAUUCGUUGAGCAAUUGCUUAAAGAAACAAAAGGAAAAACAAAACGUAUGUUAGUGGGAAAAAUGGGAAAAGAAGCGUUGCAGUUGGGCCAUGGUGAUGCUGUGGUAAAUGGGCUUGAAGAAAAUACAUUGGUAGCUUCAUUUUGCGACUUACUUGAACGAAUCUGGGCUCAUGGACUUAUCAAAAAGCAGGGCAAAUCUUCUUUAUGGGCCCAUAUUUUACACCAUCAAGAGCUGGAAAAAUCAGGUGCUUUGACGCGGAAUGCAGUUGCGCGUCAUUCUACUUUUACUUCCGGGCUUUUAGCAGAUGAAUGGAGCAAUAAGAAAGAGAAUAUUAAUAUGCGUCAAAAUGAACAAAAUAUGCUAUCGGAAUUGGUGCGUAGUAUGCAGAAAGAAAUGGAAGAUUCAUCUGGUCCAGCUUGGUCUUUAUCAAUUCUUCGUGCAGCAAAUUUUAUUUAUGAUAAAAUAAAUGCUGUAUCAACAAUAGAAUACCCAGUUAAAACUGUAGAUACUUGUUCAUCUGCCACUAAUUCGUUUCUAAGUCGAUCUUCAUCCCUACGAAGGGAUACGAAACCUGCAAUGAAGAAGUCAAAUUCUGUGAGCGAUUUCGCCCCAUAUUGGGUUGGAAGUGGAUCAGGUGAAGUGAUUGGUGAAGGGACGCCUCGUAAACGAAACUCAUCGAGAACGCAGAGUCCAGAUAUUCGAAAAAAUUUUCCUCCAUUGCCAAUGCAUAUAGCUUAUGAUUUAAGGAAUGUUCUCCGAAUGGCCGAAAUAAAAACAGAUAUCGGUUAUGCUCGGGCUUUCGUUCGUUUAUCUCUUGAGCGCAAACUUCUUCAUUCUCAUUUGAAGACUAUUUUAAGCAAUACCGCUUUACUCCAGCAGAUUUAUAAGAAAUAUGCUUUUUUGCGAUCUGAUGAUGAGAAAGAGCAAUUUCUUUAUCAUAUAUUAUCAUUAAAUGCUGCCGAGUUUCGAUGUUUCACCAAUACAUUUUGCAAAACCAGUUGGUUCUCUUUACUCUUUCCUCAGCUUCGUUUCUUAUAA
Dracunculus medinensis (Guinea worm) is the source of this 3234-nucleotide messenger RNA. The record is from the annotation of a GenBank genome assembly. Lineage: Eukaryota; Metazoa; Nematoda; Chromadorea; Rhabditida; Dracunculidae.